AUGUCGCUACUACUUCCCUACAGCUUCCCUAAAGCUGUUUCCGAGGAACCAGACUCGACGCUUCCCAAAGAUGUUCAGAUAUCCAAGAACUUGGAGGUUGAACGGGAAUGGGUUAAGGUGUCCCCAACACAAACUUCUGAACCAUAUGUGAAGACCUUCAGCAAUGCCAAUACCCCUGAAUCGAUUAUUAUACCCGUGGAUGAUCCACUUGACGAGAUUUUGGCCGGGAGCCAAGAAGAGAUCCUCGAAUACUCAAUGGACUUGCCAUUCUCUAAGAAGCCAGUACCUAAAUUGAACAAGAUGCCUAGCAACCAAUUGCUAAUUCGUAAGAGAUCUAGAAGCGUGUUGGAGCCACUUAAUCAAAGACAAUUGGACAAUUCUUCCAAUACAACGGUGUAUUCUGGAAUGAACAAGACUCCUACAAGAAAUCCUGUCAGGGUGCUGUCAUCGUCAUUGAAAAAACCUAGUUUGCGUGAGUCUACAGCUUCAUCGGAAAGAGCCACUGUUAUGCAGAAAUUAGUCAUGAGUAAGUCUGAUAUGAAAAUGGAAGUUGACGACGCCGACAAGUCAAUGGGAGACCCAUUGGCAUGUCAUGCAGAGAACAUCAUGAGAAUGGCUAUGGAUUCCACCAUGUUAGGGUCGUUUUGCAAUAACAGCUUCUCAUCAACGUUUUCCAAUUUGGCUGAUGAAUCUGCGUUGGGAAGAAAAUUUCCAGACAUUUUAGGCGAUUCAGACAGAUCCAUCACUGAGCAUAGGGCUCCGAUGUUAGCCAAGCUGAGAGCUCAGAAGAUCGAAAUCAGCGCUGCAGACUUGCAAGAGGCAGUCAACGGCGAGUUCCGUUAG
Molecule: messenger RNA, 843 nt
Organism: Sungouiella intermedia
Lineage: Eukaryota; Fungi; Ascomycota; Pichiomycetes; Serinales; Metschnikowiaceae
Source: the annotation of a GenBank genome assembly